AUGACCCAGAUGCUGUUGCUCAUCUUUAUCAUGGUCCAUCCAGAACCGCGGAGGUGCUUCUCUGGGUCUUCUCUCUGCCUGCCAGGAUCCUGUGCUCUCUGGGUGUUCCAGCCCCCUGAGAUUCACACCCAGGAGGGCACCGCUGCCUUCUUGCCCUGCUCCUUCAAUGCCAGCCGAGGGAAAUUGGCCAUUGGCUCUGUCAUGUGGUACCGGGACAAGGUGGCCCCAGAGAAGGAAGUGAGGAAUGGGACCCCGGAGUUCAGGGGCCGCCUGGCCCCUCUUCCCCCUUCUCGUUUCCUCUGUGACCAUCAGGCCGAGCUGCACAUCUGGGACACCCAAGACUGUGACGCUGGAGUCUACGUGUGCAGGGUGGAGGUGCUGGGCCUAGGUGUCGGGACAGGGAAUGGGACUCUGCUGGUGGUAGAGAAAGGACGUCCUCGGCUAGGGGCCAGCACCGUCCUCCUCCUUCGGGCUGGAUUCUAUGCCUUCAGCUUUAUCUGUGUGGCCAUGGGCAGCACCGUCUAUUACCAAGGCAAAUGUAAGGAAGGGGGCCAAGGCAGUGGUGGAGAGAGAGCUGGAGGAGGGGGAGACAAAGAAGAGCAGGAGAAGGGGUGCGGCACCGAGCAACUCCUGUCGUUUCUCCUGCAGGCCACCGUCACCUGAGAACACGCUGCCACUUCUUAGAUGCCUCUGAUGAGUGAUUCCAAACCCCAGGCAUCCAAUUCUCUUCAAGAGACCCCAAUAAAUUCUCCUCUGCCCUGCCACUAA
Messenger RNA from Neogale vison (American mink), 768 nucleotides. It is a transcript of the gene NCR3, whose product is annotated as natural cytotoxicity triggering receptor 3. The coding region runs from base 1 to 663 and encodes 220 amino acids. Lineage: Eukaryota; Metazoa; Chordata; Mammalia; Carnivora; Mustelidae. The transcript has 3 exons. The record is from RefSeq and is a predicted model, not a curated record. Gene Ontology annotation, biological process: immune response-activating cell surface receptor signaling pathway; positive regulation of natural killer cell mediated cytotoxicity; natural killer cell activation.